AUGAAACGAGUAUGGAAUCCGAAACAUGGAUUGGAGGCAAAUAACAUUGAGAAAAAUUUGUUCUUCUUCCAGUUUCACCAUUGGAGGGACAAGGCUUUUGUGAUGGAAUCCCAACCGUGGCACUUUGACCACCAUGCCCUAAUUCUUGCAGAUGUCCAGGGAGAUAAGAGACCUUCGGAGCUUCCCUUGUACCAUGUGCCUCUAUGGGCUAGGGUUUAUGAUCUGCCGAUGCGGGGCAGGAACAAUGAACAAAACGCGAAGGCCCUAGGAAACAAGAUUGGAGUUUAUUUGAGCAUGGAUAGAACUGAUGUUAUUGGGAUAAACAAAUCCUUGCGGAUUAGGGUUUUUCUUGAUGCCCGCAAGCCAAUACCGAAAACUAUCAACAUGAAGAUGAAGGGAGGAACGACAGAGGUGCCCGUUAAAUUUGAGAAGCUCCCCAUAUAUUUCUAUGUAUGUGGAAGAUUAGGACAUGGGGAGAAGGAUUGUGACGAGAAUGCAGGAGAUACGGAGGUAGAACGUAAAUAUGAUGAACGUCUACGGGCAUCGCCGUGGAAGGCAAACAAAGGAACUUUUGAGUUACAUAAUGAAACAAAGAACGCAAGAGCUCAAGCACUCUUUGUUACCAGGAAAGUUCAAAAGGAGAGUGAGGGGACAACAAAGCACAUUUCAGAGGUGGUGGAGAAGCUACAGGAGGUAUCAUUGACUCUAUCAACUAGGGAUAAUGAUCAAGGUGAAGGGCACCAGGAGGAGUUGGGAGAAAAGCCCCAACAUGUAGCUGAACUGUGUGAUAAGGAGGUCCAUAAAUCAGGUGAGGAAAGCAGGAAGGAGAAGCAAACCGGGUUGGCAAGUGAAGUGCAAGAGGAGGUAAGGGCAAACCAUCGCAAAACCCUGCACUUGAGACCUUGA
Molecule: messenger RNA, 906 nt
Organism: Spinacia oleracea (spinach)
Lineage: Eukaryota; Viridiplantae; Streptophyta; Magnoliopsida; Caryophyllales; Amaranthaceae
Exons: 1
Coding region: 1-906 (301 amino acids)
Source: RefSeq, a predicted model, not a curated record